Talpa occidentalis (Iberian mole) is the source of this 5166-nucleotide messenger RNA. It is a transcript of the gene ITGAL, whose product is annotated as integrin subunit alpha L. Gene Ontology annotation, biological process: integrin-mediated signaling pathway; cell-matrix adhesion; cell-cell adhesion. Gene Ontology annotation, molecular function: integrin binding. The record is from RefSeq and is a predicted model, not a curated record. Bases 296 to 3799 code for a protein of 1167 amino acids. Gene Ontology annotation, cellular component: integrin complex; external side of plasma membrane. The transcript is spliced from 32 exons. NCBI's taxonomy places the organism in Eukaryota, Metazoa, Chordata, Mammalia, Eulipotyphla, Talpidae.
CCAAAGCGAAGUCGCGGGGUGCGGGCGCGCGUCGCUCAGUGGAGAACCCCAGCGGCGGAGGGUUUAAGAGAGAGGAAUUGUCAGGACCCAAGAACGCCCGAAGGACGCAGGAUGCCUUCGGGUUCCAGCGAGGCCUUGCCAAGGAGCUGGGCCUAGAGUAGCUGUUUCAAGCACUUCACAUAUUUAAUCUCCACAGCAACUCAUUUAAUCCUGACAACAACCCAAUGAGGUUGCCAGCAUACCUCAAGGCUCUCUCUGACUGAGCCUGAGUCAGGCCCCUCCAGCUGCUUGAAAGAUGAGCUCCCGCACCAUCGUGUUGCAGCUGCUGCUGUUUGGGCCACUUCUCUUUGGGCCCACCCGGAGCUACAACCUGGAUGUGCAGCACGUGCAGAACUUCUCCAUGCCACAGGCUGGCAGGCACUUUGGGUACCGCGUCCUGCAGGUUGGAACAGGGGUUGUCGUGGGAGCACCAGGUGAGGGCAAUAACACGGGAAACCUCUAUCAGUGCCAGCCAGGCACUGGAAGCUGCGAGCCGGUCAGCCUGAGAGGUUCCAACGACACCUCCAAGUAUUUGGGAAUGACCUUGGCAACAGACUCUAAAAGUGGAAACCUUUUGGCCUGUGACCCUGGGCUGACUCGGAUAUGUGACCAGAAUAUUUAUCUAAGUGGCCAAUGUUACCUCUUUCGCGAGAAUCUGAGGGAUCCUGUGCUGCGGGGGACCCCUGGAUAUCAGGAAUGUAUCAAGGGCAACGUAGACCUGGUGUUUCUGUUUGAUGGCUCACGCAGCUUGCAGAAAGAUGAAUUUCAGAAAAUUCUGGACUUCAUGAAGGAUGUGAUGAGGAAAUUUGCCAAUUCUUCCUACCAGUUUGCUGCAGUUCAGUUUUCUACAACCCAACGAACAGAGUUUAACUUCUUGGACUAUGUUAAACGGAAGGAUCCUGAUACUCUGCUAGCCAAUGUAAAGCACAUGGCCCAAUUAACCAAUACCUUUGGGGCCAUCAACUAUGUCGCGACAGAGGUAUUCCGGGAAGACCUAGGGGCCCGGCUGGAUGCUACCAAAGUGCUCAUCAUCAUCACUGAUGGGGAAGCCACUGAUCGUGGCAACAUUGACAAGGCCAAAGACAUCGUCCGCUACAUCAUUGGGGUUGGCAAGUACUUUCAGGCCCCGAGUAGUCAAGAGACACUCCACAUUUUUGCUUCAAAACCUACAUGGGAAUUUGUAAAAAUUCUGGACACAUUUGAGAAACUUAAAGACUUGUUCACUGAGCUGCAAAAGAAGAUCUAUGCCAUUGAAGGCACAAGCAAGCAGGUCCUGGCGUCCUUCAACAUGGAGCUGUCCUCCAGCGGGAUCAGUGCUGACCUCAGCGAGGGCCAUGGUGUUGUGGGGGCAGUUGGAGCCAAGGACUGGGCCGGGGGCGUUAUAGACUUAAAGGAGGAUCUGCAGGAUGCUGCAUUUGUUGGGAAUGAACCACUGACACCAGAAGUGAAAGAGGGAUAUUUGGGUUACACGGUCGCCUGGCUGCCCUCUCGAAAAUUCACAUCACUGCUGGCAGCUGGAGCCCCCCGAUACCAGCAUGUGGGGCGGGUGCUGCUGUUCCAAAAGACUGAGAGCAAAGGAAACUGGAGCCAAAUCCAGAAACUAGAUGGGGUCCAGAUUGGCUCUUAUUUUGGUGGUGAGCUGUGUGCCAUUGACAUGGACCAAGAUGGAGAGACAGAGCUACUGUUGAUUGCAGCCCCCCUGUUCUAUGGAGGCCAGAGAGGAGGCCGGGUGUUUAUGUACCAGAGAAAAAAGCUGGAGUUUGAAGAGGUCUCAGAACUGCAGGGGGAUCCUGGCUACCCCCUGGGGCGAUUUGGAGCGGCCAUCACUGCCCUGAGCGACAUCAAUGGAGACGGGCUGGUGGACGUGGCUGUGGGAGCCCCGCUGGAGGAGCAGGGGGCUGUGUACAUCUUCAACGGGCAGCAAGUGGGUCUGAACCCCCGGCCGAGCCAGCGGAUAAAAGCGACCCAGGUGUUCCCAGGAAUUCAAUGGUUUGGACGCUCCAUCCACGGGGUGAAGGACCUUGGAGGGGAUGGCCUGGCAGAAGUGGCUAUUGGGGCUGAGGGCCAGGUUAUCGUGCUAAGCUCGCGGCCUGUGGUGGACGUCAUCACACAGAUAUCCUCCUCCCCGGCCGAGAUCCCAGUGCACGAAGUGGAGUGCUCCCAUUCAACCAGUGAUGAGGAGAAAGAGAAGGAAGGAGUUACCAUCUCAGUCUGUUUCCAGGUCAAGUCUCUCAUCCCCCAUUUCCAAGGGCCCCUGACUACCAACCUCCACUACACUCUGCAGCUGGAUGGCCAUCGGACCCGAAGCCGGGGCUUAUUCUCAAAUGGAAGACAUGAGCUCAGCAGGGACUCAGUGAUCACCCCACAAUUGUCCUGCGAAAACUUCAGGCUCCACUUCCCGGUGUGCAUUCAGGACCUCAUCUCUCCCAUCAGCGUCUCCCUAAAUUUCUCUCUCCAGGAGGAAGAAGGGACAUCGAGGGAACAAUGGACGCAGGGUAUGGACAUGCAGCCCAUCCUGAGACCCUCAGCACACUUGGAGACCAAGGAGAUCCCAUUUGAGAAGAACUGUGGAGAGGACAAGAAAUGUGAGGCAAACCUGGCGCUGUCCUCCCCUGAAAGCUCCAAAGUCCUACGCCUGACCCCCUCUGCCAGCCUCUCCGUGGGGCUGACGCUGAGUAACUUGGGAGAAGACGCUUACUGGGUCCAACUGGGCAUGAGCUUCCCCCAGGGACUCUCCUUUCGAAAAGUGGAGCUGCUCAAGCCCCACAGCCAGAUACCUGUGAGUUGUGAGGAGCUUCUUGGCAAGUCUGAGCUCCCCACCAAGACCCUCUCUUGCAACGUGAGCUCCCCCAUCUUUAAAGCAGGCCUCUUGGUUAAUAUCCAGGUGAUGUUUUAUACACUGCUGAACAGCUCCUGGGGGGACUUCGCUGAGCUGCACGCCAACGUGAGCUGUGAAAAUGAGGACUCCGGCCUCCUGAAGGACAACUCAGCCAGCACCAGCAUCCGGGUCAUGUACCCCCUCAACAUCGUCACGGAGGACCAGGAGGACUCUACACAGUACAUCAGCUUCACCAGCGACGGUCCCAAGAGCCAACACUUCAAGCACAUCUACCAGGUAGGGAUUCAGCCCUCUGACCAGGACCACAACUUGCCCGCCCUGGAGGCCUUGGUUGGGGUAUCACAGCAUCACGUCAAUGGACCCCUCAAAUACACAUGGGAUGUGCAAUUGGAGCCGCCUGUCAUCUGCAAUCACAAGGACCUGGGGACUCUGCCUGGUGAGACUAAGCCUUGUCAGCCCGUGGCUCAGCGCCUCUGCACAGUUGAUUUUAAGCAGGAGUUCCUCGUGAAAGUGAUGGGGACCGUGGAGCUGGUGGGGGAGAUCGAGGCCGCCUCCAUGUUCAGCCUCUGCAGCUCCCUCUCCAUCUCCUUCAACAGCCGCAAGCAUUUCCACCUCUAUGGCAGCAAUGCCUCCCUGGCCCAGGUCAUCACAAAAGUCGAAGUCGUGUUUAAGAAGCCAAUGCUCUAUAUCUAUGUGCUGAGUGGCGUCGGGGGGCUGUUGCUGCUGCUGCUGAUUUUCAUGGGGCUCCAGAAGGUUGGCUUCUUCAAACGGGAUCUGAAAGAGAAGAUGGAGGCUAAUUUAGAUGCCCCCAAUGGAAUCCCUGGAGGAGACUCUGGACAGCCGGCAUCUGAGGAGGCGGUGGAGUCCCUCCUCAGGGAGAAGGCCCAGGAGAAAGAUGGCAAAGACUCAGACCAGGCCUGACACAGAGGACCCAGGACUACACUCUGCCUGCAUCUUAUCGUGUGUCCUUGGGCAAGUCACUGCCCCUCCCUAGGCCUCAGUUUCCCUGUCUUGAACAUGGAGCCCAUUCCUCCCUGCCUUGUUUGUGAGACUCCACUGAGGGACAGGCCAGGAAGCCUACAGAGGUGAGGCCUUGCGCUUAUCAGAUGGUCCUGGCUUCCACCAGCUCCUCUUAGUUUCCUCCCCUGGAAGAGAAUUUGGAGAAACUGUAGUCUCAGGGCCUAGGGCCAUCCCUGUCCCUCACAGACACCUGCCCAUGGAUGUCCACAGAGGCCUCAGAGGCCUGUGGAUGUCCCAGAACCUUGCCCUGCAUUCUUUCCUGCCUGGAGUCCAUCCUGCUUGCCAAUAGCAAAUCCAAUCUCUGUUUUUCACAUUACUGUUGCAAACCCCUUGCUCUUUGGCUAACGGCCAAAGGCCCUCACGUGCCUUUCAGAACCUGCAGAAUAGCACAAAGAUGCUAUCCCUGUCUCCCCUCCUGAGCUCCAGUGGCACCAGCCUUUCCACUGCCUAAGCUCUUUUGGUUUCACUGCUUCUCCCAGACAGCUCCCUCUGCCUGGAACAUUCCUCCCCGUCCUUCCGGCUCACUCUCACUCAGCCUUACCUCAGUGCACACACUCCGUGGAGUCCUCAUAGACACACUCACACUAGCCUGCACUCGUGUCGGGGCUGAGCAGCUGGUGAACCUGAAUUCAAGCCUAGGGGUCAAUGAGUAACCAAGUCACGUGAGCUGGUGUUCCGCGUGAUCCUGGGGAAGACUCGUGCCCUUUCUGGCUUUGGCUGCCCCAUCUCAGAAACUGUCAUAAAAGGGGGGUGGGGGCGAGCAGCUUGCUCUCUUAGCACUGGUCGGGCUUGUUCCUUGUGGAGUGAUUUACUUCGCAUCUGCUUGAGCAUUAGACAGUGAACGCCAUGAGGGGAGGGACCAUAACCUGCCUUGUUCACCUUGGCUUCCUGGUGAUAGCAGAGUCGGACACACGGGCGGGACUUGACGCGCUCUCGCUGAGUUAGUGACAGAGUCUGUGGGAAGAGGUGGGAAAAGGCUCCGCUGGGCCCGGGCAUUGGCCCUUCAAGGCUCUGCCUUUCCCAGUGGCCGGCCCCCUGGCUCCACAGCCCCACCGCGACUCCAGCGCACCCCCGCCGUGGCACGGGGCUCCAGGGUGGGCGCCACGUCUGUUAUCUGGGUUCUCAGUUCUAAGAACAGUGUCUGCAUAUAUUUACCUGAUAAAUGUGAAAUUUUGUCCAGUUUGUUACGUCUUUGCGCUGGGGCAACAUUCCAAGUGAGUGUUUCCUUCUCACUGCUCUCACUGAAGGGGCCCAAAGGGUCAGGUCUC